UCGACGUCCAUGUUUUCCUAAAAAGACGACGUUUUAGAAAUUUUGUCUUCUGUCAUUAAAUUUAUUUCCGUCAUUCAAUCGAACUCUCAGAAAUUGUUGAAAUGGAAUAAAUACCGAAUUGCUUGCCUACAAAAACCAACGUAUCAUAUUCAAAGAUAAAUAGAUGGAAGGGUCAUCCACUGACCAGAGCUGUGAAGCUCUCGCAGAAGAAGCUUCAAAGAAAUACAGUAUCAAAAAUCUAUUAUUUUAUCGAGCAAUUCCCAACUAUCAGAUACCAGUGAAUACAAAUGGCUACAAUGUUUACAGUUGUAAAGAUUGUGGAGAUGGGUUCCUACUGGAAUCGAGCUACAGAAACCACAUUCAGAGAAAAUCCGUUCUGAUUAAUUAUCAAUGUCGCAUUUGUGUAAGCUCACGACGUCAUUUAAUAUUCUAUAAUCGAUGCAAUUUGUUGUCACAUAUAAGAUCUCAUACAGUGAAGACAGCAACUAUUAACGUCUCAGAUUUAUCGGUCGAUCCCCUGCCAUCAAAUUUUUUCAAAACCAAGAAAAAUAACACAAACCCCCCGAUGCCACCAGCUGUACAAAUUACUUCAGCACCUUCAGAUAAAUCACAAACAGAUAAUCAAAUGAAAAAGAUUUCUCAGAGUGGUACCAUUUGCAGUGAUUGUGGACAAAACAUAACUAUGACUACUGGCGUUUUAUAUAAAGACCGUGCCAGUCAUUAUAUGCAAUAUACAAAUCAAGUGUAUUCUUGUCCCAUUUGCUUAUUUAAUUUACCCACAGCUUGUGGACUUAAGGCUCAUUUACGUCUACACCUCAAAAAGCCACCAUUUAUUUGUCCAGAGUGUGGCAUAGGAUUGAAUAAUAAAAGCGUAAUUUAUCCUUACAAUCAUGGGUGUGAAGGCUUUAAUAUGAUGAGAGCUACUGCUCGAUGUCAGUGCCCUGCUGAGAAAUGUAAAAUUUUUCAUCCCAAUUACUUUAAGAAUCAUAUGACAGCAAACCACUUUAAAGUAAUAUAUAAAUGCUCUAGUUGUGCAGUUGCUUGUUUCAGUGAGUCUACUAUUAUCAAACAUGCAGUAUCCCAAAAGCAUGAUAUAAGCCCUAAUCGGUUUUAUCAAUGCGAUUUGUGCCCUGGAAGACUUGUUAUGGUAAAUCAAACUAACAGACAUAUUAAGAGCCACAAUCAAACCACUAUCUACCCAUGUUGGACUAAAACUUGCAUGAAUAUUCACUUUAAAACAGUUAACGACCUCAUUAUCCAUUACAUCGACAGACAUUGUCAAAAUAACUGUGAACUCAGAAGAUUGUUACUCAGUAGUUUACCACCUGAAGAGGGUUCUCUGCAACAAGACACAAGAAUGUAUCGUAUUUUGAAAAGAUGUGAUCAGUGCAUGCGAAGUUUUACUUAUAAAUGCCAAUACGGAGUUAUAAAUGCUUUACCAAAUACAUGUCCAUUUAAAUGUGUAGCUGGUGCCAAGUCUUCAUCGAAUAAAGUAACGAUUAGAUGUCCCUUGUGCUCGAUGAAUAUUGACCAGUCUUGGGAAGUUAUAAAAGAUCAUUUUGCAUUACACCAUCAAGAACAUCGUUGUCUCGAUGCUAAAAUAUCAAUUACUAAAUUAUCAAAUGCUAAAAUAUCAGCUACACUGAAUAAAAAACAUCCUGUGGGUAAUAAAAAUAAGGUUAUUAACAGGGCUAUUAAUAAACGUUCCACUAGAAGAGCUAGACGAAAGGCCCCAAAAAGUCGGAUUGACGUUGGAACUAUUAUACUUAACGAAAUAACAGGUAGAUCGAAUAAUUACGUUUGUGGCAAAUGUCAACAUGAAAGUGAAACUAAAGAAUUGCUAGAAAAACACAUUUUAACCCACAGAGAUCAAUGUAUGGCAUAUCAGUGUAUGGAAUGUGGAGAAUGUUUUGUUGUGAAACAAUCAUUUUCAACUCAUUUACUUUUGAAUCAUGCCAUAUUCAACGUCGAGGAAUACAUAAAUAAAAAGAAAUGCUUUAACGAAAACGCUCUUACCAAAUGUGUCAAAACUGUUGUUGAAGAACCUCUCAAAGAAAACCAGUGCAAAAUUUGUAGAGAACAAUUCGAAUGUUCUGAAGAUUUGGAAAAGCACUUUAGAACUCAUGGCAUGGCUUUCUUGAUCAAAAACUCUUCUAGUAAAUCUAAUUCAUAAGUUAUAAGUAGGUAGGUAAUUCUAAAGAGCCUCUGACUGACAAUGUUACAUGUUUAGUACAUGCGUGGGUGGGACGUGGGACAUUAAAAUAGUUAAAUCGUUAUCUUGCGCUGCACUCAUUUCUCGCGUUUCCUCUUUUGACCUUAGUUGAUUUUGAGUUUUUCACUAUCUUAAAAAAAUGCUUGAGUUUGUAGUUUAAUUGUAAGUAGGUAGUUUUAAAAAAUGACCAUUCACUUUUGCGACAUCCAUAAGAUUGUCAAAAUAAAUAGGUAGGUACUUUGCUUCUCUGUUACCACCACUGUUUUUAUUGUUAAGUUUUGACCAAUUACUUAGUCCUUAAAAUAAAAAAUGAAACGUAAGAGUUG
Ostrinia furnacalis (Asian corn borer) is the source of this 2538-nucleotide messenger RNA. Its product is annotated as zinc finger protein 532. The transcript is spliced from 3 exons. The coding region runs from base 164 to 2173 and encodes 669 amino acids. NCBI's taxonomy places the organism in Eukaryota, Metazoa, Arthropoda, Insecta, Lepidoptera, Crambidae. The record is from RefSeq and is a predicted model, not a curated record.